Molecule: messenger RNA, 2422 nt
Organism: Camellia sinensis
Lineage: Eukaryota; Viridiplantae; Streptophyta; Magnoliopsida; Ericales; Theaceae
Source: RefSeq, a predicted model, not a curated record
GAACUACAUGAAAUGGAAAAAACUAUACAUGAGAUAGAGAGGAAGAUGGAAGAGAAAGAUAGAGAGCUACAUGCAAUUAAAUUAGACAAUGAAGCGGCAUGGGCUAAGGAAGAUCUCCUUAGAGAACAAAACAAGGAAUUGCAGACCUUUCGGAGAGAGCGUGAUAACUGUGAUGCUGAAAGAACUCAACAUCUUCAACAAAUACAUGAAAUUCAAGAACAUAUGCAGGAGAAAGAGAGGCAGUUCCUUGAGUUGCAGGAACAGCAUAGGGUUGCUCAGGAAACCAUCCUUUUUAAAGAUGAACAGUUGAGGGAAGCUCAAGCUUGGAUUACGCGUGUCCAGGAGAUGGAUGUGUUGCAAUCAACUACAACUCACUCCCUGCAAGCUGAAUUGCGAGAGCGAACAGAGCAAUAUAACCAGCUUUGGCUUGGUUGUCAGCGACAGUUUGCUGAGAUGGAGAGGCUUCAUUUGCAUACAGUACAACAACUCCAGGUUGAACAGGCUGAUGCAAGAGAAAAGAGUGGAACUUAUCCCGAUGAAUCACAUGUAUCCCAAACAAAUUCAAAAGAUGCUUCUCAAUUUGGACAGAAUGAUGGAAACCAACUGGAUGUUAAUGGAAUUGUCACACCAAGUGCAAAUUCUGGGGUCCUUCCAAAUGGAAAUGUAGAUAAUGUUUCAUCUUUUGUCUCAACUGGCAAUGCUUCAACUCAGGCCAAUCAUGUUCAUGGUGUUCCAAUUGCUCCGUCAUCCCUACUUGGGAUGCCUACCUACCUUCCACAUGGACAGAACCAGCAGGCUUCAUCACAGGAUUCACAGGUGCCAACUCACAACCAAUAUCCUCCAUCACAAACUGAUCAGAGCUUGUUGAGAUCAGAUACCAAUUUUGACCAUGAAGUUUCUGUAAAUGGGCAAGCCAUUCAUUCAGACUAUUUGGAUGUUCGUGUCAGCCAAGAAAUGGAGCCUGAUGCUGUGAUCCCAUCAUCAGCUGAGGAAGGACAGGUUCUUGAGCAGGUUGAUAAAAGCUACCUGGUAGCCCCACAACCGGAGCAGAGCUUGCAACAUAUUUCUUCCCAAUUUCAUGAUGCUUUAAGACUUGACCCUCUUCCACAAAAUAACGAGACCAAGGAUAGGACACUUACUGCUUUGACUAAGCAUGGACUGGAGGGUCAAGGGUUCAAUACCGAACAAUCAAGUUCUCCCGCCAAUGCACCAUCAUCUGAAACUCCAAUCGAUCAUGUGAAUUUCAGUGAAAUCUCAAUGAAAGCCACUGGUGCCGUUUCAUCUGAAGCAUCUGUCUCAUCUGGGCUGAAAAAUACACAUGCAGGAGGAAAGGCUUCAGAGAUUGCUCUUCUUGAUGAAAGAUCAUUGUUGGCUUGCAUUGUUCGCACGUUACCACCUAGAUCUGGUGGUAGAAUCAGGAUUAGCUCAACUCUUCCAAACAGGCUUGGCAAAAUGCUUGCACCUCUACAUUGGCAUGAUUACAAGAAGAAGUACGGAAAGCUUGAUGAUUUUGUGGCUGGUCAUCCUAAAUUAUUUAUAAUUGAAGGGGACUAUAUACAACUUCGAGAGGGUGCACAAGAAAUUAUAGCUGCUACAGCAGCUGUUGCAAAAGUUGUAGCAGCAGCAGCAGCUAAAACAGCAUCUUCUCCUCACUCAUUGUUGUUGCCAUCUGUUGCUGUUACUCCCAUGGCACAAUCUCACCGACUGAAGAGGGCGCCAUCCAUUGAUUCCAAUUCUGUGAAGUCUGAGAAGACCAUUUUUAAGGAGUACGUAGAUAAUUCUUUACAGCUCCCAGUUCCGAAUCAUCAUUCUAAUGGUGUUUGUCUAAAUGCUGGAGGUGUCUCAAAUAUUAAAAUUUUGAGCAAACCGAAAUAUUCUCUGGAACUGAAUGGCACUGAAAGUAGGCCUGGCCAGUCAUCUGGACUUACGACAGUUGGAAAUGGAGGAAAUCUUCAUAGGUCAGGUUUGGCCGGUUCUCUAAGCAAGGGAUCAACUCAUGGGAGGCCUAGUGUGAAUUUUGUAGCGAAGCAGCAGGGCAGGACAACUGCGGUUGCAUCAACUUCUAGAAGAUAGAUACAAUUUGGACAUCAUAUUGAUCAAAUCAAUGUGCAACGGUGUGCAGGUCGGGGAUAAUGAGGGAGGGAGAUUCUUUUAAGUUGGAAUCUCUUGUUUUGGUAUCUUCUGGUUGGUUCGAAUACUUUUGUUGCCCUCCUCCCCUCUGCUCAAUUCUUCUCUCUUCUUUUCUGCUAGAAGAAUUGCUUAUUUCUGCAUGAUUUUGUAUUCUCAAAACUGUACAUCCAGCUGCCUGGCGGCUGUGAUAUUCAUAUAUGCUCAAUUGCAUCUGUGCAACAGGCAGCUUCACUUUUUUGUUUGUGGAUUCUAAAUUAUUGGAAAAGAUUAUUGAUUUCGAAUUUGCCUGAAA